This is a messenger RNA of Engraulis encrasicolus (European anchovy), 1994 nucleotides long. RefSeq names its product fatty acyl-CoA hydrolase precursor, medium chain-like. The record is from RefSeq and is a predicted model, not a curated record. The transcript has 13 exons. Lineage: Eukaryota; Metazoa; Chordata; Actinopteri; Clupeiformes; Engraulidae. Bases 77 to 1738 code for a protein of 553 amino acids.
GUGGAGUCACCUUUGCUGUUGCUGAGCCGUGCUGUGUAAAGACACAACCUCGGGAUUCCAGCACGCUCCUAUCAUCAUGAACCUUAUUUGUAACAUUUUGCUCAUUGUGAGCGUUCUACAAUUGAGCCAUUCGGUGGUGCACAAUGGUCCUCUACUCCAGACCAAACUGGGAGCUCUCCGGGGAGACUACCUCCGUGUUCAUGGAAAGGCAACCGUGGUGCACGCUUACCUCGCUGUACCUUUUGCCAAACCUCCUGUUGGGAACCUUAGACUUGCUCCUCCCCAGCCUGUGGAAGAAUGGCAAGGGCUCAGGGAUGCCACCAAGAUGCCUCCAAUGUGUCUACAGAAUGAAGUGCUGAUGGAAGAGCUGGGGGCGAAGUCUAGCCUUAUCAUGGACAAGCCUGAGGUCUCUGAGGACUGCCUGUAUCUCAAUGUGUACACCCCUGCUAAGCCUGCACAGGAGGCCAAGUUACCCGUUAUGGUGUGGAUACAUGGCGGAGGGUUUUAUCUGGGAGGCGCCUCUCCCACCGAUGGCUCUGUGUUGGCAGCGUAUCAGAAUGUGGUCGUGGUGGUAAUUCAGUACAGGCUAGGACUGCUGGGAUUUUUCAGCACUGGGAAUGGUGACGCUCCAGGAAACAUGGGCCUUUUGGACCAGGUGGCAGCACUGCAGUGGGUCCAGGAGCACAUCGGCAGCUUUGGAGGAGACCCUUCCUCCGUCACCAUAUUUGGGGAGUCUGCAGGGGGCGUGAGCGUGUCCUUACAAGUCCUUUCCCCGCUCAGCACAGGCCUGUUCCACCGCGCCAUAGCACAGAGUGGCACAGCAGCCAUGUCUUCCAUCAUGGAAGUCAACCCUAUGGCCACAGCUAUGCGUUUUGCAAAUGCAACAAAUUGUGAAGGCACCAAGUCGCACCAGAUUGUAGACUGUGUGAUGCGGAUGUCAGCCGAAGAUAUAAUGACGUUUUUACAGGAGAACCCACAAGUAUCCUUUUUUGUGGUCGUUGAUGGACAUUUCCUGCCAAAGCCGGCGACAGAACUGUUACAGUCUCAGGAGUUCAGCAAGGUGCCAUUAAUGAAUGGUUUCAACAACCAUGAAUGCGGCUGGCUAAUGCCUUCAUUUAUGGCACCACCUGACUGGGUGGAUGGGAUGGAUCGUGACACGAUCAAAAACAUUGUGACUUUUUUUCUGCUAAGUGAACUGAGCACGGAUCUAAUCCUGAAUGAGUAUAUCGGUACCGGAGAGGACCGUGUCAAAAACAGAGACGGUUUCACAGAGUUCUUUGGAGACCAUUUUUUCACCCUUCCUGCUAUCACUCAAUCAAAUGCUCACCGAGAUUCUGGAGCUGUGGUUUUUGCAUACGAAUUCCGUCAUCCCCCCAGUAUUCUGGCACAAAAGCGGCCCAGUUUCGUCGGAGCAGACCACGCAGAUGAGCUCGCCUUUAUGUUUGGAAGCUGCUUUUCUAACAGCCAUGUUAGGCUAAACGGCACUUUCACUGAGGAGGAAGAUGACCUGUGCAGAACUAUGAUGGCAUACUGGGGCAACUUUGCACGCACUGGAUCUCCCAAUGGGCUUGGUCUAACUCACUGGCCAGACUAUGGCGCUGGUGAGAACUACCUGUGCAUUGGGCUGAAGCAGCAGGUUGAGCAGCACCUGAAAGCUGACCGAUUCACCUUCAUGACCCAGACACUACCAGAGAAAAUCCAGCAGCAGCAGCAGAAGCAGCAGCAUGGGGAUUUGUAAACAGGAUGAGUCUUCUCAAAGAGCUAUUCUUUUGAAAAUAAAAUAAAUACAUUGAAAUCUGUAGAGGGACAGUCCUGUCACUGCAACCAAGAUGCCCUGCAGAGAACAUAUCCCAUUCCAUCCUUUCUGCUCUCCCAUGUACAGUAAGCCAUCACGACUGGGGGAUGAAAAAUCACUUUAUACUUUGAUAAAUGUAAUAAAAUUUGCCACCAUCUUAUCAAAUGUGUGUAAUAUUAUUACCGUUUUUUACCUAACC